Molecule: messenger RNA, 1224 nt
Organism: Paralichthys olivaceus (Japanese flounder)
Lineage: Eukaryota; Metazoa; Chordata; Actinopteri; Pleuronectiformes; Paralichthyidae
Gene: zar1
Product: zygote arrest 1
Biological process (GO): translation
Cellular component (GO): cytoplasm
Source: RefSeq, a predicted model, not a curated record
CACAGCCGGGGUUGGUUGAACAAAAUGGCGACGUAUGGUGACGAGCCAGUCGACAGCUACUUCUACUCAUCGUAUAACCCGUACACGGGCAGAUAUCCCCGAGCUAAAGAGGCCGGGUGGAAAUAUAAAAGUUACUUGUCCCACUACAGCGACGCGUCUGACGCCUUCAACAACCAGCAGCGCGCCCACCUCAAGUCCAUCUUAUCCCAGAUCAACCCCAAGCUCACCCCGAGGCUCCGCAAGGCCAACACCAAGGAUGUGUCGGUGCAGGUGAACCCGAAGAGGGACGCCUCGGUGCAGUGCUCCAUCGGCCCGCGGACGCUCCUCUCCAUGAAGCGGGACUUCCGGCGCAAAGGUCAGCAGGAGCCCGCGGCGGCACCUGGCAGCGGCAGCCCCAGGGCGGCGGGCGGAGUCCGGUACCCCCGCACCCUCGCGGUGUACUCGCCCAUCGCCUACAGGAGCGUCACCUCCUUCCUGGUGGAUGAGAACAACAACAGCACCGAGGCCUCCUGCGGGGAGCCGCCCGGUGACCCGGCGGAGGACGGCGGGGCGAAGGGCGAACAGAGCCGGGAGGGUGAGGGCGGGAGGAAGGGUGAGGUCCCGGAGCAGCAUCAGAAGAUCAGGCCCAAACAGGUGAAGGGUGAGGAGGGGCAGACCGCUGCUGAGGGGUCAAAGGUCAAGGCGAGGGUGCGGUUCCAGUUCCUGGAACAGAAGUAUGGAUAUUAUCACUGCAGAGCGUGUAAUCUGCGAUGGGAGAGUGCCUACGUGUGGUGUGUUCAGGGCACCAACAAGGUUUACUUCAAGCAGUACUGUAGGAAAUGCCAAAAGGAGUUCAACCCGUAUCGAGUUGAGGACAUCACAUGUCACACCUGCAACAAAGCACGUUGCUGCUGUGCAUUAACACAACGCCACGUUGACCCCAAACGGCCCCACAGACAGGACUUGUGCGGCAGAUGCAAAGGCAAGCGUCUCUCCUGCGACAGCACAUUCAGCUUCAAAUACAUCAUCUGACGAGCAGCUCAACUGAACUCUGCCUCUAUACAUCAGAACAAAGUCCUGUGUGUGGCUGACGUCUUCAGCCCAGUGCCGUAUUUACAGAUGCAACAAAAGCAUCUUAAAUGUAAAGCAUAUGUUUCAGUACUUUAUUUCAUGCCUGUUUUGUUGAUGAAAUCAAUGGUAAGAACACACAUUAAAAUGUAAUAAAAGGCAACUGUGCACUCUGUA